AUGUAUUUUUCAUUUGUAAUUCUUUUGGUGUCGACAAUUAAUCUUAUUUCCUGUGGUAGUUCGAAUGCUGGCCAUCUUAAACCAUUUGGUACAGUUGGAUCAUUAAUGAAUAUUGAAGAAAUCAAUGGAGAAUAUCCAAAUAUUUUAAAAUUUUUUACACAUUACGUACCAAAAUUAGAACCAAUUGUGUCUCGUCAAGUACUAAUUAAUGAUAUGCACUAUAAUAUAUGGCAAACUGAUAGGCAACUUGAAAAUGAAGUUGAUGGUUUAUCGAAAACGAAUAUUAAUGUGGAAUCAAUCAAAGAACGAAAACGAUUUCAAAUGAAAUUUGGUGAUUUUUUCGAUCAAUAUACGAAGGAAAGUUUAUUACUUGCUGACUAUGUGCCUGAAAUUCUUCGUAAAUAUAUUGUCGUUCCGCGGCCUUUACAAUGUGAUGAAGUUGUACAUGCAUUACAAUCGCCAGUUCUACUUAUAAAUGGUAUCAAUACCUCACCGUUAAUGUUCAAUGACGAACAUGAUUUUUUCUUUUGCCUUCUUCGUGGAAAUAAGCGUCUUGCACUUGUCAAUACAAAUCAGCAUCCUGCUGCACGCCAAAUUGUUAUUCCCGAUAAACAAAAACCUCGCCGACCACCACUCAAUCCAGAACAAGUUGACUUUAAUCAAUAUCCUGAAUUAGAAAAUAUUGAAUAUCAUGUUGCUAAUUUAACUGCCGGUGAUUGUAUAUUUAUUCCCAGUCAAUGGAUAUUUCAAGAACGUUCCUUAGAUAAUACAAUAUCAAUUCUAUACAAUAUUAAUCAUAAACAAGCAUUACAACUGAAUCUACAGGAAUUAAAAACCUGUUCAGAAAGUGAUCCAUUAGAUUCGUCACUAACCCUUGAUCGCAUCGAUUGGACCGCUAUUGAAAGUGACCCAGAAAAUAUAAGAGAUUUAAUAAUGAAUUUAAUUAAUUCGCCAACAAAUACUUAUGAAAAAUGGCAAGAAGCAUUUUCGAAAUAUUUUACAUUUGACAUAACUUCGGAUUCUGACAUAUCCGCUAUUUUUGAUGAAUUUUAUGGUAUUAUUGAUAUAGAUGGUAAUGGCGAAGUAACAACGGCUGAAAUCGAACAAAUUAAUGGAGUACAUCAACAUCACAUAUCGGAUGUUUUAUAUGAAAUGAUGAACUUAGUUGAUGAGAAACGAAAACUUGCCUCAGCGACAGCUCCUACUACAGAAGAUAAGAAUGCACAAGAAACAAUAGAAAAUGAAGAAUCCAGUGACUAUGAGGAUGAUGAUUUACAAAAUUACAAAGAGGAUUUAUGA
Molecule: messenger RNA, 1299 nt
Organism: Rotaria socialis
Lineage: Eukaryota; Metazoa; Rotifera; Eurotatoria; Philodinida; Philodinidae
Source: the annotation of a GenBank genome assembly